Molecule: messenger RNA, 2272 nt
Organism: Mirounga angustirostris (Northern elephant seal)
Lineage: Eukaryota; Metazoa; Chordata; Mammalia; Carnivora; Phocidae
Exons: 2
Coding region: 57-1070 (337 amino acids)
Biological process (GO): heterochromatin formation
Cellular component (GO): chromatin; nucleosome
Molecular function (GO): protein heterodimerization activity; structural constituent of chromatin; DNA binding
Source: RefSeq, a predicted model, not a curated record
GCAGGACACUUCUUUCCUCUCUUCCUGUGGGUUCUUGCUCUCAGAUACCAAUCGCUAUGUCCGGGCGCGGCAAGCAAGGCGGCAAGGCGCGCGCCAAGGCCAAGACUAGGUCAUCCCGGGCCGGCCUGCAGUUCCCGGUGGGCCGCGUGCACCGCCUGCUCCGCAAGGGCAACUACGCCGAGCGGGUGGGCGCCGGCGCGCCCGUCUACCUGGCGGCCGUGCUCGAGUACCUGACGGCCGAGAUCCUGGAGCUGGCGGGCAACGCGGCGCGCGACAACAAGAAGACGCGCAUCAUCCCGCGCCACCUGCAGCUGGCCAUCCGCAACGACGAGGAGCUCAACAAGCUGCUGGGCCGCGUCACCAUCGCGCAGGGCGGCGUCCUGCCCAACAUCCAGGCCGUGCUGCUGCCCAAGAAGACCGAGAGCCACCACAAGGCCAAGGUGGAAAUCCAAUCAUUUCUCGCGAAAGCAACCGGAGAACCAAUUAGAUCACAGCGCGGGACCUACGAACCACACUGGUCUAUAAAUGCCGUCAGAACCGACAACUUGCUACUCUCCAGCCCGGUUCCUCUUCUGUGUGUCUGUCAUGGCUCGCACGAAGCAGACGGCGCGCAAGUCGACGGGCGGCAAGGCCCCGCGCAAGCAGCUGGCCACCAAGGCGGCCCGCAAGAGCGCGCCGGCCACCGGCGGCGUCAAGAAGCCGCACCGCUACCGGCCCGGCACGGUGGCCCUGCGCGAGAUCCGGCGCUACCAGAAGUCCACCGAGCUGCUGAUCCGCAAGCUGCCGUUCCAGCGGCUGGUGCGCGAGAUCGCGCAGGACUUCAAGACCGACCUGCGCUUCCAGAGCUCGGCCGUCAUGGCCCUGCAGGAGGCGUGCGAGGCCUACCUGGUGGGGCUCUUCGAGGACACCAACCUGUGCGCCAUCCACGCCAAGCGCGUCACCAUCAUGCCCAAGGACAUCCAGCUGGCGCGCCGCAUCCGCGGGGAGAGGGCGUAAUCCAAGGCUAUUUUCUCUGGACUUUGAAAAAGGCUCUUUUCAGAGCCACCUACUUUGUCAAAAAUCUGUUGUAACGCUUUCCUUACAUCUCCCUUCGUGAAAGUCUUCCCUUUUUCAGGAAUACUCAAGCCAUAUUAGAUGCAUGCAGUGAAUUUUAUAACAAUCUUGUUUGGAUUCAUAGUAAUUGUGUGUAAGGUUACAUAAUCCAUCACUUAGUUUUAGAAAGAUGCUUUACUACUCACUUGCCAGGAUGUUUUUCAAACUCUAGUUGUUCGAUAAAGGCCACAGAAUGGCUUUUAGGUAUUACAAGAUAGGAACUUCCCUAUUUACCUGCAGCCUUCUAUCCUUUUGGAGUGUGAAAGAAAAGGGCAACACUUACUAUUAUCACUAGAGUCAAAGUCUAGGUGAAUCAAGUGAAAUGCAUAGUUUUUUAAUGGGUCUUCAAUCCACUGGGUAGGCCUCAGUAGCCUGAAAAGCAAAUAAAGACCUGAUAUUUUUUUCACAUGGAGAAAUUGUUUUUCACGCCCUUACGUUAUGCGCUAUCAAAGUAUAAAAUUCGAAAUAAUAAGCCAAGUCUCAUAUAGUGAGUUUUUCUAAUAUAUAAGUCAUCAAUAAGGGACUAUCAGGAAGAUAAACCUAGUUUAAAGGAGUAUAGGACAUUAUCAAGACUAUCAAUACUUCGGGGCGCCUGGGGGCUCAAUCUUAAGCAUCUGUACUCGGCUCAGGUCAUGAUCCCAGGGUCCUGGGAUUGAGCCCCCCAUCGGGCUCUCUGCUCGCAGGGGAGCCUGCUUCUUCUCCCAGUCUACCUGCUUGUGUUCCCUCUCUCACUGUCUCUCUCUGUCAAGUAAAUAAAUAGAAUCUUAAAAAAAAAAAAAAAGACUAUCGAUAGUUCAAGAAAGUGAAGGAAACAAAAUAUUCCUCUUUGACAUAAAAAUCUGGGGUUCAAGGCAGUUAAGCAACAAUCACAGGAAAAGCUCUCUCCACCCUUCCUGCUUUCUGCCCUAAGGCAGGAUAUAAAGGCUAUUCUGGAGACCUCUAGAAUCUUAACAGCCCAGAGAGACACCAGAGGAAUCAGCAAACCUUCGUUUCCUCCCAUAUAUUCACCUUCCCAGGGUUUUCAGUCCUUAAAAGCCUAAAACUGCCUUCCUUUGUCCUGUCACUUCUCUAUGCAUCUAUUGUUCUUUUUCAAGAUGCUGUAUAAGCUGCAGUUCUAAGGUACCUCUUUGAAUUCCCUGGGUUUCUCCCACGUGUAUAUGAAAUAUACAUUAAUAAACAU